CCUCAGUUGGCUGCUCCAGCAAUUUCAGCCCCCAUGGAGCAGGUCGACUCCGUGGAGGAUAACAAGCGGGAAAAAAGCUCCAUACUCCUGACCAGCGCCAACUAUGUCAACUCGAUCGUUGGCAGUGGCGUUAUAGGCAUGCCGUUUGCCCUGCACGAGGCUGGGCUCGGCGUCGGACUCUUGCUGCUCCUCGCGGUUGCCUUCGUCACGGACAGGUCGCUGGUGCUGCUGGUGGCCGCGGGGCGUACGGCUGAGGUCAGCACAUAUCAGGACCUGGCGCACGCUGCCUUUGGUCGGGCUGGAUACGUUGUCUGCGCAUGCCUUCAGUUCCUCUACCCCUUUAUUUCCCUGAUCAGCUACAACAUCAUCGUCGGGGACACGCUAACCAAGGUCUUCAUCAGACUGGCAGGGGUCUCGGCUACCAGUUUCCUUGCACGCAGAGAAGUGAUCAUGAUUACAGUCACGGUAUUCAUCACCUUCCCUUUGUCACUGUACCGUUUAGCAAUGAUGGUCAGAGCGCCCAUAAUGUCUGAGCUCGCUGCUGGACAUGGCUCUGAGUCGUGGAGGUUUGUUAACUCAAACUCUGCUUCAGCGAUCGGCAUCCUGAGUUUUGCUUUCAUGUGUCAUCACUCGAGCUUCCUGGUCUACGAGAGCCUUGCUAACAACACGCAGCAACGCUGGAACAAGACUACGCACAUUUCGGUCGCGGUUUCGGCCGUGUUGAGCGCCGCGUUCGCUAUCUCAGGCUACGUUCCGUUCACGUCAUUCGUGCAAGGUGACGUGUUCGAGAACUACUGCUGGCGUGACGAUCUGAUGAACGCGUGUCGGGGUCUCUACUCGCUCACCAUCCUGCUAACCUUCCCCAUCGAGUGCUUCGUGGCUCGGGGCGUCCUCGAGACAUCCUUCUUCAGCCAGCAGCAACCGCUGUCGUUCACGCAACACGCGCUGUUGACGGGGACGAUAGCGGCGCUGGUGAUGCUCCUCGCCCUCACCACGGACUGCCUCGGAAUGGUUCUCGAACUCAAUGGCAUCCUGGUGGCGAUUCCACUAGCCUUCAUACUCCCCGGACUGUCGUACAUCAGAGUGCUGGAGGGCCCCAUCCUUUGCCCCGAGAAGUACCAGGCUUGGGGGGUGGUGGCUUUUGGUUGCGUUGCGCUGUUGGCUGGUUUAGUUACCCUUCUGAUGAACCUCGACUCAUUAAGCGAAUGUUCGCACGGCAAGCAAAUGGAAUAUUGCUUUACUGAUUUCAAUGGCACCCUAGAACCCGUGGUUUUCUAAGUACAAUCAACUUUUUCCAAAAACGAUAUUAUGUAACAUCCUUUUCUUCUAAUAACCUCCAUGAUGCGGUUGCUGCAAUGAUUGUUUAUUUCUAUUGAUACUAUAAUAAUGGUCGCAAUAUGACAUGGUCGAAUAAAUAUCCCUGAGAUGACUGAAGGUUUAGUCUCGUCUGCUAACAUGGGGCUAAUAUUAAAACAUUGGCUAAUAUUAAAACGUUAAUUAAUUAGUCCACGUAUGGUUCCUUCAUUCGGUUACAAAUUUUCAAUGAGCGACUCUCGUAAAAAAUAAAUUAUCAGAACCAUGUUUCAACACAUCGAAAGACUGCUCUCCUUACUCUUUUCUUUUGCAACGCUGCUCGAGAAAGUAUAAUAGAAUAAAAAAAAACUUAAAACACUGAAUUAAAAUCAGAUGUAUAAUUUUUUUCUGCCCUUUUCUUGUUUUCUAUCAAUCAAUAUGACGAUUUUUACACUUAUUCUUAAUAUCGUUUAUCUUUUUAAAAGAUUAAAAGUCUUUGCAAAUUUGAAAAUG
Hyalella azteca is the source of this 1806-nucleotide messenger RNA. Its product is annotated as putative sodium-coupled neutral amino acid transporter 11. The record is from RefSeq and is a predicted model, not a curated record. Gene Ontology annotation, biological process: amino acid transmembrane transport. NCBI's taxonomy places the organism in Eukaryota, Metazoa, Arthropoda, Malacostraca, Amphipoda, Hyalellidae. Gene Ontology annotation, molecular function: amino acid transmembrane transporter activity. Bases 34 to 1278 code for a protein of 414 amino acids. The transcript has 9 exons.